This is a messenger RNA of Myxocyprinus asiaticus (Chinese sucker), 702 nucleotides long. RefSeq names its product neurexophilin-1. The transcript has a single exon. Bases 1 to 702 code for a protein of 233 amino acids. NCBI's taxonomy places the organism in Eukaryota, Metazoa, Chordata, Actinopteri, Cypriniformes, Catostomidae. Gene Ontology annotation, molecular function: signaling receptor binding. The record is from RefSeq and is a predicted model, not a curated record.
AUGGACAGAACAAAAACAAAAAUGAAGCAUUCAUGUGCUGACUCUGACCCUUCGCCCAUGUCAAGUCCUGAUGUCCGUGAUGCUACUGACCAGACCCCGGCCCACCUGUCUGACAAACUCCGUCCAUUUUCUGAGCAGGAGGUCUGGGAUUGGGCACCUAACUUGACGGAGACACACCCAUCUGCCCAACAGUCCAGGAAACGGCUGAUGAUGAAAAGUGGAAAGGUGAAGAAAAUGUUCGGCUGGGGUGAUUUCCAGUGCAAAGUGAAGACAAUCAGCCUCAACCUGCUCAUCAAAGGGAAGAUUGUGGAUCACGGUAAUGGAACUUUCAGCGUUUCUUUCCGAUACAACACCAUCGGAGGGGGUAAUGUCUCCGUAGGGCUAGUCCCUCCAACCAAAGUGGUGGAAUUUGAUGCGACAACACAACAAACAGUUCUGCACUCGGUGGAGACCAGGAUGUUUAACUGCAGGGUGGAGUAUGAGAAGGUGGAAAAAAGUACGCAAAGCAAUCGCUGCUGGUACGAUCCGUCACAAAGCUGUGAUCAGGACCAAACCCACAGCUAUGUGUCAUGGCUAUGCUCCAAACCAUUCAAAGUCAUCUGUGUCUAUUUAUACUUCUACAGCCUGGACUACAAACUGGUCCAGAAAAUCUGUCCAGAUUACAACUACCACAGUGAAUCUCCAUACUUCCCUUCUGGAUGA